AUGGUGACGAGAAAGCCUGUCCCCUCUCGCAACCCCGAGCCAGCCUCUUCAGCGCCGUAUCCUACCUCUCCGACAGCUCCUUCUGCUCCCAACGGCCACCACGCGUCUGCCUACCAACCACCACACGACUCUGAUCUGUCUCUCCAGCGUACCAGGAGCAGUUCGGCUUCCUCUCACAACACCUGGAACUCUGGCUUCUCUUCUGAUCACGAAGACCAAGACAAUGACCGUCCGAAACCAGAAUCGGCAGACAUUCCUGCUUCACUAAGAGUCGGCCGCCCUCAAGCUGCAGCCGGUCCUCAACACUCCUUCCAAUCGCACAACCCAUACCACAAUCUACACAACCAACCGCAACCGCCGGCUCAAUCUCAACCUCUGCCAUAUCCCUCCGAAGACAGCCAGUCCAUAUGGAGCGAGACACCUCCGCAACCCACGACUGCUGCCCCAGCCCCUCCAUCCUAUCCACCUCCUUCUCUACCUCCUGCGCCCGCCUUUGCUGCUCUGUCGUUAGACGACCAUGUCCAACAGAAUACGAAUGUUGAAGGCCUCGAGCCGCCCCCUCCAGAGAUACCCCAGAAGAGCAGUAGAAGAAGCUUGGUCUCAUCAACAUCCUCCAACCCAUGGCAGCAAGACCUCGACAGGGAACAGAACAUGCAGAAUCCCUGGNNAAGUCUACGCCCAGUCCACAACCGCACCAGCUCGAUGCCGUCUUCCAGCCUCCUCCAGGCCCACCUCCCUCCUUUGCGCCCUCUGCAUUCCCUACCAAAUUUCUCANNACACGCCCUCACCACCGCCUGCCUCUGCUGCGUCGCCCUUGGCCUUCAACGCUCCGUCGACUGCCCCUCCUGCGCCUCCACUUCCGCCCACAAAUCACCAAUAUGGUCCUCCUGUGAAUCACCACUCCGCUCCCCGCCGCAGGCCGCUACGCAGCCAGAAGCCUCCUCGCAACCUCCUACCCUUCCUCCUGUACAGCAAGAAGAAUCUCUCAUAGACUUUAGCGCCGAUAAUGUUCCUCCGCCUCUACCAACAAACUCCGAGCCAAUCAACGUCCAUCAACCCGAACGUAGCACCAACCUCGCCGCCCCUAUAGAAUCUGCCGAAGAACUACUCAGUAAACAACGUAACGAGACGUACCAAAUCAAACAGAUCAACUGGUUCGAUGCCGCCGCUGGAUCUAACGGCCACAUGCGACGCUGUCCUAUCCUGACACAAAAUGCCAACGGCCCUUGUCCUCUGCUUGCUCUUGUCAAUGCUCUGACUCUGUCAGCACCGGAAUCUCCCAAGACAGUUCUGGUUGACACUCUCAGCUCACGCGAACAAAUCAGCCUUGGCCUUCUCUUGGAUGCUGUCUUCGAGGAGCUCGCUAGGAGAACCGAGAUUUCGAGCAAAGCACUCCCUGAUGUUGGUGAGCUCUACACAUUCCUCAUCACCUUGCACACCGGUAUGAACGUGAAUCCACGAUUCGUUGGUGCUCAAAAUGCCUCCGACGGACAACCUGGCUCGUUCGACGAGACAAGGGAGAUGCGUCUGUACAGUGCCUUCGAGGUGCCUCUUGUUCAUGGCUGGGUACCGCCUUCCAUCUCGUCAGCUUAUGAAGCAUUCGAUCGAUCGGCAAAGACUUUCGAUGAUGCACUCAACAUUGAGACCGCUCAGGCCGAACUUGAGCACAAGCUGGGAACCGAUGGGCUGUCAGCGCAUGAACAACAGCUGUUUGAAGACAUCAUUUUCAUCAAAGAGUUCCUGACUAGCUACUCUACUCAGCUGACUGAACACGGUCUCAAGCUGAUUGCAGACUUCUUGAGACCCGGCCAAAUCGCCAUCCUGUUCAGGAACGAUCACUUUUCGACACUGUACAAGCAUCCAAGAAGUGGCACGCUCAUGAAUCUCGUCACAGAUGCAGGUUACUCGUCUCAUGAUGAGAUUGUAUGGGAAAGCUUGGUUGAUGUCAGUGGCGCAGCUGGCAGCUUUUUCUCGGGCGACUUCAGGCCAGUCGGACACAACUCAUCCAAUACUCAAGAUGGAGAUGACUGGCAGACCGUACCCUCGAGGAAUAACCGCAGCUCGCACGGCGGUAUCGCUAGCUCAACUUCUGCUGCGUCUCAGUCACAGCCACCUGCGGAACCUCGGGGACAUGGAUCAGAGCAGGAGGAUGCUGACUUAGCCUUGGCUCUCCAGCUUCAAGAGGAAGAGGAGGAUCAGCAGCGCCGCGCCCAAGCAGCACGCCGCAGACAAGAAGACGAGCUCUCACGCCAAUUCCUCGAGCGUGAAUCUGCAAAUGCUGGUCCAAGCCCGUCUUCAGAGCAGCGUCCUCCAAUCCCUCCCCGAAGGAGUAAUAUGGGCAACAAUACUAAUUCCAACUCUUCUCGUAACAACGCUCCUCCAACAGCAGAUGCGCCAUACAUCCGAGAAAGAAACGAUGGCGAUGAGGAACCACCUACGUACGAGCAGGCGGCUUCUGAUAGACCAUUCCGACCGGCCGGCGCGACACGAGAACCAAGGCAAGGAGAUGCUCUAGGUGCCUUGACAGCACUGCAAAUGCAACAAGGUCCUUUUGCCAAUCAUAGUGGNCAGCAACACAAAUCCCCAACCGCCAUCUAUGCAUCGUAG
Molecule: messenger RNA, 2607 nt
Organism: Aureobasidium uvarum
Lineage: Eukaryota; Fungi; Ascomycota; Dothideomycetes; Dothideales; Saccotheciaceae
Source: the annotation of a GenBank genome assembly